This is a messenger RNA of Cucurbita moschata (crookneck pumpkin), 856 nucleotides long. RefSeq lists its product as uncharacterized. Bases 112 to 714 code for a protein of 200 amino acids. The transcript has 2 exons. NCBI's taxonomy places the organism in Eukaryota, Viridiplantae, Streptophyta, Magnoliopsida, Cucurbitales, Cucurbitaceae. The record is from RefSeq and is a predicted model, not a curated record.
CUGAAUCAAAGCUGAUUCCAAAACGCAUCUCUUUCUUUUGCGUUUUCCAAUAAUCCCUAAAACAAACCUUCUUGCCGGAAAAUCUUCUCCGACCGCAUCUCAGAUUCCGCCAUGGAAGAAUCCGAGGCGUAUCCAAAAGACAAUCAGAAUGGCCGGAGAAGAGGCGAUGAAUUCCGAAUCGCCUCCGCCUCCUCGCCGUCGUCUUCCUCCACCACCAGCGUCCACGUUACGACACUCGACGGACUCGUCAAUGUGAAUUCGCUUUUCACCAUCGCGGUGUUUGUAGGGCUUUCAUUGACAACGCCAGGGCAGCAUAGUCUCGAGAAUUCCUCGGUCUGCGACGCCGGCAUUGAUGUUGCUCGGAAGCUUCUGGUGUUUGAGGUGGUGUCGUUUAGCUUUUUUCUGUUCUCGUCUCUUGUGGCGCAGGGAUUGAAGCUUGCGAUUAACCUUUUGAACAGUAAGGAUGUGGAUGAGGCGUUUAGGGCACACAUCAAUUUGAAGGUGCUCAGAUUUGGGAUGUUGGCCUCCGCCUUCGGAUCCAUGAUGGGCUGCUUGUUCCUGAUGCUGUCGAUGGUGAAUGUCAUUCAAAUUCGCCUUGGGAUGCUGUCCUGUGGGAGUAAAUCGGCUGUUCAUGCUGUCGCCGCGCUUGUUGUUCUGGUUUCCUCUGCUCUUUUGGUCUAUAUUUCCACUGCUAUCUAUGCUUUUCUGCAUUGAUUCAUGAUGAUGAUGAUGAUAUAUAUACACGCUAGGUAUUCUCAAUUUGAGUGCUCAAUGUUAAAGACUUCAUGAACUCGAACAUUAAUUUACUUGACCUAUGUGCUCUUAAAUUUAUGGGAUUUAGUAAUCAUUGUGCAUC